CCGGCGGAGAUGGAGUGGAAAUGAGAAAAAAAAAAAAAAAACAAAACAAAACCAAAAAACAACAACAACAACAACAACAACAACAACAAAAAAACAACUCGCCCGGAGGACGAGCAGGAGGGUUGAGGAUUUGCUGUGGCUCAAGGAGAAGGUGAUGAGAACGCUUGGAAAAGACCUGAAGCGCAGCAGAGUGCAAUGCCCACAGCAAGCAGCUAAGGUCCCAGACUCUGAAAUGACUGCGUACUCCAGGUUUAAGAGCUCCAUUAAGAGGAAGCUGGCGGCCCAGGCUCCAGUGGCGAGUAGCCCUAUUGUCACAAGAUGGCAGCAGUUGCACGCGAGAGGCAGCGCGGCGGAGCCGCCCAGGCCCCGCUGUGUGUCCGAUCUCUGUGCCUCCGGCGUUCCCCGGCUCAUCCGCCCUCCUGGGAAGACUCUAGUGACACCUCAGGUGCCUAAGAAACUGUCCGUCACAAAAGCUGUUGUGAGUCUACCUAGCAGUCAUGCUGCAGCAGUCUUGGAAGGGAGUAAUAACAGGAGAGCUGAAAUGGAAAAGAAACAGAAAUGUCCUUCUCAGCUUCCAGCAGUCCUGGAGGUUGGAUAUAGCAUUGCAGAAAGUGGUGACGUUAAGGUCUGUGAAAAUACCAAUUGCAUCUGGAAAGGAUGCCAUGAGUGGACCCAAUAUGAGCUUAGAGCUGUUACCACCGUGAAGCCUUCCAUACCAUUGGAGCCAGAAGUGAAGCUUCAUAUUACUGGUUUGCGCAAUGAUUACUAUCUAAACAUACUGGACUGGAGCCUUGAAAAUCUCAUUGCUGUUGCUGUAGGACCUGCUGUACACAUCUGGAAUGGAGGAACUCUUCAAGCCAUUGAAAGCAUUGAUUUGAAUUCCAGUUCUAAAUACAUUUCAUCUCUGGCUUGGAUAAAAGAAGGAACUUGCCUUGCAAUUGGCACCAGUGAUGGAGAAGUGCAACUGUGGGACAUUGAAACCAAAAAGAGGUUGAGAAAUAUGUUCGGUCAUUUGUCUGUAGUUGGUGCUCUGAGCUGGAAUCAUUAUAUUCUGAGCAGUGGUUCACGACUAGGAUCUAUUCAUCACCAUGAUGUUCGGGUUGCUCAGCACCAUGUUGGGACUCUUUGCCAAAACAAACAAAGCAUUUGCAGCCUGAAAUGGUCACUAACCAGCCAGCUGCUGGCAAGUGGGGCUAGUGAUGGUAUGUUGAAUAUCUGGCCUAGUGACCCUGGUGUGAAAUUGCAGUCACAGCCACUGAAAACCAUGCCUCAUUCCUCAGCAGUUAAGGCUAUGAACUGGUGUCCUUGGCAGUCCAAAGUCCUUGCUACAGGGGGUGGAAUGAAAGAUGGGAUUUUGCGUGUCUGGGACAUAAAUCAUGAGAAAAUCAUCCAAAGUUCAGCUACAGAUUCUCAGAUUUGUUCCUUGCUCUGGUUACCCAAAACCAGCGAACUGAUGACUGGACAAGGCCUUCCUGGAAAUCAGAUUAAAAUAUGGAAGUAUCCCAUGCUUACCAAUUCAUCCGAACUCUAUGGUCACAAAGGGAGAGUCCUGCAUAUAGCCCUGAGCCCAGAUCAGAGCAGGCUCUUUUCUGUUGCGGCUGAUGGACUAGCUUGUCUGUGGAAAUGCCAUGAGCCUGAGGAGAGCAAGCACAGCAGCAAGGCUUUUUCUAAUGGUUAUUUGAGCUCAUUUUUGUGACUUCUUUUCCUUGAAAGCAAGUGAUUAAAUGAAUUUAGCCUAUUCAGUAAUUCAAAAUAUGUGUUCCUUCCAAUGGAAACAUGGCAAAAGAUAGUACAAUUUUUUCAAGAGAAAACAAUUUUCCCCAUCAGUCCAUCAUGUGAAAUGUUAGUAGCUUGUCUUACCAUAGAAUAAAAAUAUUCUAACUCUGAA
Molecule: messenger RNA, 1888 nt
Organism: Tyto alba (common barn owl)
Lineage: Eukaryota; Metazoa; Chordata; Aves; Strigiformes; Tytonidae
Gene: CDC20B
Product: cell division cycle 20B
Exons: 12
Coding region: 155-1696 (513 amino acids)
Biological process (GO): anaphase-promoting complex-dependent catabolic process; positive regulation of anaphase-promoting complex-dependent catabolic process; positive regulation of ubiquitin protein ligase activity
Cellular component (GO): anaphase-promoting complex
Molecular function (GO): anaphase-promoting complex binding; ubiquitin ligase activator activity; protein binding
Source: RefSeq, a predicted model, not a curated record